AUGAUCAUACGACGUCUAUCGACACAUCGAUUUCCUCAUCCAUUGAGAAUCCUAGGUAUCGAAACAAGUUGUGACGAUACAGCUGCAGCUGUUGUUGACAGUGAACGAACCAUUCUGAGUGAAGUAUAUCGAAGUCAAUUGAAAUAUCAUCAACCGUGGGGUGGAAUUGUACCAAGUAUCGCCAAAAAGCAUCAUUAUGAAAAUCUAGUACCAGUCGUUGCUGAGACGAUGAAAGAUAUCGAAUGGAAUUCUAGACAAUUGCCGCGAUUGCCACAAGUGUCAAACCAGGUCUGGUGA
Molecule: messenger RNA, 297 nt
Organism: Adineta ricciae
Lineage: Eukaryota; Metazoa; Rotifera; Eurotatoria; Adinetida; Adinetidae
Source: the annotation of a GenBank genome assembly